Molecule: messenger RNA, 1694 nt
Organism: Amaranthus tricolor (Joseph's coat)
Lineage: Eukaryota; Viridiplantae; Streptophyta; Magnoliopsida; Caryophyllales; Amaranthaceae
Exons: 7
Coding region: 92-1156 (354 amino acids)
Source: RefSeq, a predicted model, not a curated record
AUCCAACCUCCGAAGUUCGAACCCUUGAGGCUUUCGUUGGGUUUAAGGUCUAUCAACAAACGUACAAGUCCCACAUAAAAACAAGACUCAUAUGAUGCUCUUCGUCACCAAAAUCAGGUACCCAAAUCUCUUCCUUAUUCCUACAUUCAAACCCAGAUUAUACUCUUCAAAUCCUCCACUUCAUUGCCAAUGGUCAGGCUUACAACAAUGGAGAGAAAGUUCAGUCAACCAGAAUCGAACAUGGGGAAUAAGAGGCCCAGAACCUCCAUUGAAGCAUGAACAAGUUGAAAUUCCAAAUGGGUCUUGUUCAUCUUUAGCUGAACUUGGUGCUUUAGUUCUUUCCACUAGUGAUCCUCUUGCGAAAUCCCAGAUUUCCCAUUUUGCUUAUUCUAAAUGGCGUUUAGAAAAACUUCCUAUUGGGGUUUUUGACCCGCCUUCUCGUCCUGCCCGCCCAAGUAAACCCCAGCUGGUACCUCCAAAGGAUAUCCCACCUCCUAAAGAAUCUGGCUUACCUCUCAAUGCAUAUAUGCUUCAUAACCUUGCUCAUGUAGAGCUUAAUGCCAUUGAUUUGGCUUGGGAUACAGUUGUUCGCUUUUCACCCUAUCAGGAUAUGCUUGGAGAAGGUUUCUUUGCUGAUUUUGCUCAUGUCGCUGAUGAUGAGAGUCGGCAUUUUUCUUGGUGUUCACAACGAUUAUCAGAACUUGGCUUCCAAUAUGGAGAUAUGCCUGCUCAUAAUCUGCUCUGGAGAGAGGCUGACAAGUCGUCUUUCAAUGUAUCUGCACGAUUGGCUGCAAUUCCGCUUGUCCAGGAGGCUAGGGGACUUGAUGCAGGACCAAGACUUGUGAAAAAGAUGAUUGGUUUUGGAGAUAAAAGGACUUCAGGUAUAGUGGCUAAAAUUGCCGAUGAAGAGGUUGCGCAUGUUGCUGUUGGUGUCUACUGGUUUAUUGCAGUUUGUCAAAAAAUGGGGCGGGUCCCAUGUUCUGCUUUCAAAGACUUGUUAAAGGAGUAUGACAUAGAAGUAAAAGGACCUUUCAAUUAUACAGCUCGAGACGAGGCUGGCCUGCCCCGACAUUGGUAUGAUGCAUCUUCAACCGAUAAUCAAAGCAAGGGGCAGCUGUCUCAGUUCAUCUGUUCCAAAAUCUUGAUAGGUUUAUGAAAGGCUCGCUCAUAUUAUUGAGAUGGAAAACGAGAAUGCUAAUUCAGGCGAGCAUACUAGGUGAUGGGUAUAAUUAGCAGUUGUAAAUUGGAGAUGCUAUAACUCGAAGCCAUAGUGCGUCUGUGUCUAAUGAUGCUACCCGGUAGGUCGCCUUGUAAAAAUCUCGAUUUAUAUAUGUCUGGGACAUGUCGGAGGUUGGAGGAUCCGGAUGCACAGAGGCAAACCGAAUAGGACUCGUAGGAGUUUAUGUAGAAUGCUACGUUAUACAAUUAUUCAAUAUGAACGUUCCUUAUGAUGUUCUUUGAUGGGUCAUGGUGUUUUCAAGCACAUGGUGCACAUCCUUAGGGAUUUGUUAGUUUGAUUGUUGGGGCAUAAAGAUGAAAAUGUGCCUAGAAUGCACUUAGUAAAAUGAAAUUAGUCAUAUGGACAAUGGAAUAUGAAUCACUUGUGGGUAUAGUGGAGCAGUUCAAUUUGUACUUGACUUAUUCGAAUCUAAAUAUGAUCUGACUAACUCUAAUACGGUGUUUGUGUAGUUAAA